Penicillium crustosum is the source of this 963-nucleotide messenger RNA. Its product is annotated as ribose-phosphate diphosphokinase. The transcript has 5 exons. Bases 1 to 963 code for a protein of 320 amino acids. Gene Ontology annotation, biological process: purine nucleotide biosynthetic process; 5-phosphoribose 1-diphosphate biosynthetic process; ribonucleoside monophosphate biosynthetic process. Gene Ontology annotation, cellular component: cytoplasm; ribose phosphate diphosphokinase complex. The record is from RefSeq and is a predicted model, not a curated record. Gene Ontology annotation, molecular function: magnesium ion binding; ribose phosphate diphosphokinase activity. NCBI's taxonomy places the organism in Eukaryota, Fungi, Ascomycota, Eurotiomycetes, Eurotiales, Aspergillaceae.
AUGUCUACCAACUCUAUUAAGCUCCUGACUGGCAACAGUCACCCGGAGCUUGCUAACCUAGUUGCUGAUCGGCUCGGCAUUGAGUUGACCAAGAUUAUGGUCCUGCAAUACUCCAACCAAGAAACUAGUGUCACAAUCGGAGAGAGCGUCCGGGACGAAGAUGUCUUCAUUCUCCAAUCCACGAAACCAAAUGAUAUCAAUGAUGGACUCAUGGAGCUCCUGAUCAUGAUCAACGCUUGCAAGACCGCCUCAGCCCGCCGCAUCACAGCCGUCAUCCCCAACUUCCCUUACGCCCGCCAAGAUAAGAAGGACAAGAGUCGUGCUCCCAUCACCGCCAAGUUGAUGGCCAACAUGCUCCAGACUGCCGGCUGCAACCAUGUUAUCACCAUGGACCUGCACGCCAGCCAGAUCCAGGGCUUCUUCAACGUCCCCGUCGACAACCUGUACGCCGAGCCCAGCAUGCUCAAGUAUAUCCGUGAGAACCUCGACGUCAGCAACUGUGUCAUCGUCAGCCCGGAUGCCGGCGGUGCCAAGCGUGCUACUGCCAUUGCUGAUCGCCUGGACUUGCAAUUCGCGCUUAUUCACAAGGAACGUGCCCGUCCCAAUGAGGUCUCGCGCAUGGUCCUUGUCGGUAAUGUCAAGGACAAGAUCGCUAUCAUCGUCGACGAUAUGGCCGACACCUGCGGCACACUUGCCAAGGCUGCCGAAACCGUCAUGCAGCACGGUGCUACCGAAGUCAACGCCAUCGUUGUGCACGGUAUUCUGUCCGGCAAGGCGAUUGAGAACCUGAACGGCAGCUGCCUCAAGCGCAUUAUCGUCAGCAACACUGUCCCAUUGGGCGACAAGCAAGAGCAGUGUGACAAGAUCCAUACGAUCGAUAUCAGCCCUACACUGGCAGAGGCAUGCCGUCGUACACACAACGGCGAGUCAGUUAGCUUCUUGUUCUCGCACACUGUGGGGUAA